This is a messenger RNA of Chrysemys picta bellii (western painted turtle), 7755 nucleotides long. RefSeq names its product homeobox protein otx5. Gene Ontology annotation, cellular component: nucleus. NCBI's taxonomy places the organism in Eukaryota, Metazoa, Chordata, Testudines, Emydidae. Gene Ontology annotation, molecular function: DNA-binding transcription factor activity, RNA polymerase II-specific; RNA polymerase II cis-regulatory region sequence-specific DNA binding. Gene Ontology annotation, biological process: multicellular organism development; regulation of transcription by RNA polymerase II. The record is from RefSeq and is a predicted model, not a curated record.
GCAGGCCUGGCCUCUCAGACGCAGACAGCUGGCCCGGGAGAUUAGCCUCCCUCAGGCUUGAUCCCCUGCUAGAGUGGAAAUUUCGUUUCCUUUGUUCAGGUCUUUUCCAAAUCCCCUAUAAACUGUAUCCCCCCCACGCCCCAGUCAUGCCAGUGGGCAGGGGAGCAUGGCACAGCGGCAUCACCAGAUCCCUACAGGCCCGGGUGAACCCCUUUGUCCAGGAGGGCAGUGCUGGCUUGUGGAUAAAGCCUAGGACCUGUCCUAUUCCCAGCCCCCUUCCCCUUUCCCUGCCUCAGUUUCCCCUCACACCCUUUGUCCGGUUAGCCUGCGUUUGUGCAGCGCUUAGCAGGACGGGGCCCUGUGAUGGGGUUCCUACCCUCCACAGGUGGUGAAAGGGUGAAUGUGGGCCCAUUACAACACCGGGCUGCCCCUGGAGGCUGAUCAGAGAUGACGCCCAGCGGGCUACUGCCAGAGAGACAGACAGUUUGGAGCAGAAGGGAAAAAUUCUGCAGCCCCUGCUCUUGGCAGUAAAGUUUCGGGGGGGGGAGGCUCCAGGGGGUUGAGGAAGAAGAUACAGGACUGGAGCAAGCCCCUGUGCGACCCGGGGGAGCAGGCCGGAGAGGGGAGCAAUGGGGACAGGCCUGGAGAAAGGCCAGUGAUAGGAAGCGGUCUGAUGGAUUGGCCUUUGCCCUCACACGAGGGUCCCUGGGCUAGAGAUGGGCGUGAAGCCCCCGAUGCAAGGGGAUAAAGAUGACUUAAAACCCGGAAGGGAAGGGUGUGAGGCCCACGGGGCUGGGCGUUUGGGGUCGAGGACCAGCUGUACGGGCACUGCAUUGUCUGUGGGACUUGCCGUUACCCCUGGAAGGAGUGGAACGAAAAUGUGACCCGGCCGAGGCAUGAAGGACCAACCUGGGACCGAGCGACCGUCUGCAGGGGGCGUGAGGGAGGAAAGAACUGCUCUGCCAUGCCCUGCCGCGCUUUCGGUGAGUCCUGCUUUCCAUGGGCUCCCUGCAGCCUACCACAGUAUAAGCACUGCUCCAUAGUCUCUCACGGGGGUCGCAAAACUGGUCAGUCAGUGACGAUCCAGCCUCCCUUCAGCUCUCCGUGCCUCGGUUUCCCCAAGUGGGGAACUACUCUGGAAGUAACCUGUGCUUUGAGAUCCUCUACUGGAAAGUGCGGUGCAAGGUUUAAACUAGUGUCAAUGGCGGGUUUCUCUGGUCACUCGUGGUCUUUAAAUCCUGAUUGGAGAGUUUCAGUAGCUCGGCCAGAGGCGAGGCUCUGUUACAGGAGUGGGGGGCGAGGCUCUCUGGCCUGGGAUGUGUGGGGUGGAUUGGCCAUUAUUUGGGGGGAGUGUCGGUAGAUCAAGACUGGGUGUCUUUCUAAAGGAAACACGUGACUGGAUGAUCACGAUGUGUCCUUCUGGCCUGAGAGUCCGUCCUCUAGCUUCCACCUCCUGUUGUUAGUCACAGAGGGCAGAGCAGAGAAUGGAACCCAGGAGUCCUGGCUCUAACCACCAAACUGCACUCUCCUCCUAGAGCAGAGGAUGGAACCCAGGAGUCCUGGCUCCCAACCCCCUGGCUCUAACCACCAAACUGCACUCCCCUCCCAGAGCGGGGGACAGAACCCAGGAGUCCUGGCUCCCAGCUGCUGGGCUCCUGUCUGCUCCGCUGCCCCUCACCCAAAUGAACUCCAUCUCAGCCAAAAAAGUGCAAAGAACAAACCCCACCGCUGGAGCGAAGAGGCUGGUCAGAGAAGGCCCCUGCCCAGGACUGAGCGAGAGUCCAGGCUCCUGGCUGGCUUUGUCCUGGGUCUGUACAGCGCCUUGCACACUGGGAGCCUGGUCCUGAGUGGGAGGCUCCAGCCGCUCCCCAGAUCUGGCUCCAGCCCUGGCUCAGGCGCCAAGACACUUCCCGUUUCUCUGAAGGAAAACAAUUCCUGUAGCUUCCCUCCCCCUCCCCCCUUGUUCCUGCCUCCCAGCUUCCACCCCGACUCCCUGUAAUCCGCAUCCCGGCUUUGACAGCAUCGGGGGAGCAGGGCCUGCAAUGCUGGUGUGCUGCCUGGAUGGGGAACCACUUAAUUCGACAGCCUCUCCAGGCCAUGGGGCAAAUUAGGGGGCUGCCCCCCUGCCUCUUCUUGCUGGUUCUCUCUGUCUGUCCACUAGAGGGCGGUAGACACAGCACUACUCCCCCUCAUAUUUGAUGUGGUUGUGGGGUGUUGUCGAGUGCCACAGAACCGGCCUUUGCCUUGGAAGGGAUCUGGGGGGUCACGGCCAGCGUGUGAAACGCACACAGGUUUUGCAUGCCUGUGCACAAGUGUCUGCAUCGGUGCCAGCAUUGGCUGGACUUGCGUGUCCAGAAUCAUGCAUGGUCAGUCUGGUCACGCAAACACAAGCAGCUGCCCAACCUUUCACGUACCCUCUAGAUCACUCAGUCAUUUGCACACACAUGCAAUCGCACGUGUAGACAUAGACACAAGCACAUGCAGGAUUGUGCCCUCACAGCUGGCCCAACACCAGCAGUCCUUGGUUGCGCCCAGAGCGAUGCGUGUCUCAGAAACUGAAAUACUCCUGAGAACGUACUAAGGGUGUUAAAAGCAGGGGAGACCGCUGGUUGCGGCUUUGGGGGGCUUUGUCCCUUUCACCCAGGGUACCGGCGUUCUGAAAUAUCAGCCUUAUUGUCGGUCCGAGCGGGAAUUUUCCGAUAAAAUUUUUGGAUUUGGUUUGAAGCGGAAGGGUUCGUGAGAAAAAGCCGGUUGCGAGGACUCUCCCAUUCCGAUUUUUUUGGGGGGGGGGAAAUAAAAUCACUUUGGAAUGGUCAAAACAGGCCAGGUUGACGCUUUUGGAACAAAAUAUCAAUCGAAAAGACUUAGGAAACUGGAGUUCUUUUAUACUAAACAGUUUUUUUUUUUAAAGUAAAGGUUGCAAUUGAAAUGAAAUGUCUCCGUUGAAUUUUUUCCCCCUGGAUUAUUGGUUUGUGAAAAAUGUUGAGAGGUUUUUGUUUUUCUGUGUGGGACAAAAUCCCCCAAAUCUUGCAAGACAGGAACAAGCUCUGACUUAUUGCAGUGGUCUGGCUUGGUGAGUUUGCUGUUGCUCUCUAGCACUGGAUAAAGGAGCUACUCCAGAUUCCUGCAGUAGACACAGAAAAGCUUAGUGCGUUUGGACACCAGAGCUGGGUUCUCCUCCCAGCACCCCAGGGUCUCAGUGAUGCAAGCUGGUUUGUUCUUCCAUGGGGGAGAACAUUGCAAAUUUCCAAAGUCACGGGUCAAGGCCUCCCCAAAAUCUCAAGAUGGAUGUCAAAAUUGUGAGACUUUUUUAAUGGCUCCUUUGGAUUUGUUCUUUGUGAUUCUGGUUCCCUGCAGUCACAGAGGCAAGACACGCUUUUAUGUAUUUUGCUUGUUAACAGAUUCCCAGAUGGUCCCAUGAUUCCAGGAACUGGGGCUUGGAGAAAAACAAGCCUCUCUCACCCACCCCAGCUUCCCCGGGAUGGUGCGUCAGCCACGACACGACCCGAGCGAGUCCUAACCGUCCCCGGCUGUGCGGCGAGCACAGGGUGGAUCCAGCGCUUGUAGGAACACGCCGGCGGCUUGGUUUGUAAAAAAAAAAACCAAAAGCAGGUGGGGAAUAAAAUGGAGACCAAGAGUCGGACCGGGAUGCUUGUCUAGGAGCAGCUGCCGGGGAAACGGGUCGGCGGCGGGGUGUUGGCGUGCCAUCUCUGCUCACGCGCUUCCCGGCACUGUUCAGUCUGGACCCUUUGGAAAGACAUUUGCUUGGGCAAAAAGGGAGCCUGGGCGGCUGAGUGGAUUGGAAUAACCUAGCGUGGGCGACAGGAGAAGGAGCCCCUUCGGGAUCGCCAGUUCCUGAGCAUGAUGUCCUAUAUGAAGCAGCCUCAUUACGCAGUCAAUGGGUUAACCCUAGCGGGACCGGGCAUGGACCUGCUCCACUCCGCCGUGGGAUACCCAACCACCCCGCGGAAGCAGCGGCGCGAGCGGACGACUUUCACGCGGGCCCAGUUGGACAUUCUGGAGGCACUUUUCGCGAAGACCCGCUACCCCGACAUCUUCAUGCGGGAGGAGGUAGCGCUCAAGAUCAACCUGCCUGAGUCCCGGGUGCAGGUUUGGUUCAAGAACCGACGGGCCAAAUGCCGCCAGCAGCAGCAACAGAGCAGCGGCCAGGCCAAGGCGCGCCCGGCCAAGAAGAAGAGCUCGCCGGCCCGGGAGACCAGCUCGGAAACCAGCACCAACGGGCAAUACAGCCCCCCACCCGCCGGCACCUCGGGCACCCCCAGCUCCACGGCCAGCGCCACCGUCUCCAUCUGGAGCCCGGCCUCCAUCUCCCCCAUCCCCGACCCCCUGGCCUCCUCGGCCACCCCCUGCAUGCAGCGCUCUGCCGCCUACCCGAUGACCUACACCCAGGCCGCCGGCUACCCCCAGAGCUACGCCAGCUCCUCCUCCUACUUCACCGGCCUGGACUGCGGCUCCUACCUCUCGCCCAUGCACCCGCAGCUCUCCGCCCCUGGUGCCGCCCUGAGCCCCAUCGCCGCCCCGGCCAUGGGCGGCCACCUCAGCCAGUCCCCGGCCUCCCUGUCCAGCCAGGGCUUUGGCACGGCCGGCCUGAGCUUCGGCUCGGUGGAUUGCUUAGACUACAAGGAUCAGACGGCCUCUUGGAAACUCAACUUCAACGCCACGGACUGCUUGGAUUACAAAGAUCAGAGCUCCUGGAAGUUCCAGGUCUUGUGAAGUGGCGGGAGGCAGCCAGGGAGACACCCCCUGUCCGUUGUUUCUUCCCCCUCCCCCCCCCAAAGGCCUGUCCCUCCCCUCCCCGGUACCACCCUCCUUGAACCAGCUUGGCUCCGACCCGUGUCUGUCGCUGGACUGAGAUUGGAACCGGCGUCGGGGAUCUGAGCGAGGGGGAUCCCCCGUUUCCCGGCAUCACGGUGGGGACUUGCCCUUCCUUGGUGAGCAGCCGCAAACGUGCCCUGAUUGGUCGUUCGGUGGCUGAGACCCUCACCCCCAUGGUCACAGGGGCCCCUCGCGCCGGGCAGCGCCGCGGGGUUUUCUUCCCGCCCGAGCCCCGGACACGAAAUCUGUCAAGGAGUCUCAGCCGGGAUCCCCCCCGGGGCGGGGACUGCCUGGCGUGGCAGCCUCCCCCGUCUGUGCCACGCUCACCAAGUGGCACCCGGAUCUGCAGGGGUGGAGCUGGGAAGUGCCAUGGCUGGUUUUGGGUGGGAAGUAGCCCCCUCUGACCCUUGCACAUGUGUGUGUGGGGGCUCUAGGUUCUGUCUUUCACGGAUUCUCUCUAGCCCUGGCCUGAUCCUUCGAUGGGGGGGUCUGAGCGAAGAAUGAAAUGGGGCCUGGGGUGGAGCAGUUAGGUCAAGGCAUGUGCUGCCAGGACUCCUGGGUUCUAUUUCCGGUGCUGGGAGGGGAGCGAGGUUUAGAGAAGUGGGCCCCGGGAGUCAGUUCGCCUCAGCUUUAUUUCCAGCCCUGCCAAUGAUUGGGUGUCAGAUGUUCCACCCCGUGCCUCAGUUUCCCCUUCUGUCGCGCCCUCCCUUUGCGGGGGGGCAGGGGAUCUGUGGAUGGACAGCUCUGUGCUGGGCAAAGCUGAGGGCCAGGGCGAAGGGCGUGUGCCGAGGUCCCAGCCCAGCGAGGACGGCUUAGGGAACAUCGGGUUUGAAUCGGCUCCAGGUUCAACUGCCCACAGUCCAGUCGUCCGAAACUGAGGUCCCGUCUCCUCUAGCUGGAGACCUCGCCGGCCACGUCCUGCCAGAGAGAGGGGCUGCCCGUCUGGGACGCCAGCCGCUGAGCUCCGCCACAGAGGGGGCCAGGCCACACCCCUGUCUUUAGCAAGCAGGGCAGGGGACCGGGUCGCACUCAGCGACUUGGCGGGGAGAGAUCUAUGCCGGGAGGCCAGCGUCGCAAGCCAGGAGCAAGGCCUGCCUGUCUGUUUGCAGGGUGGCUUUUUAUUCUAGCCUUCAUUUCCCCUCCCCCCUGGAUAUUUUGGGUGCAAACCCCUUUUUUGGGGGGGGGUUAACUUGGAAGUGACGACAAAUGUUCGACCCCCCCAAAUCCACUGGAACGCAUUGAUUUAGAAGGCUCCGGCCUCGGCACCGCCCGUCGCAAGCGAUCAGACCUUCGGGCUCUUUGCAGGGCUGGAAAAUCUCUCUCCCAUGGGAGUUAGGCACCGAAAUAUCUUGGAGGGUCUGGGGCAACGUCUAUGCGCAAAGCACAACUUCCCACCCCACGGAGGCUCCGAUCCUGGGAGCCCUUCGCACGUGCCCCGGGGGUCAGAAAGGGGUGCCGUCGACCUGGGUUCAGAUCCUGCUGCUCUCGCACCCCGGUGGCAGAAGUCCCUGGGGAGGGGGACAGGAUCGGGUCUGCCCGGCUCGUGUGGGGUGGGGGAGAGCUGAGAUGGGGACUGGCCAGGAGGUGGGGGAACUCGGGCCAGAUCCCCGCUGUCGAAUGCCCAGACGCUUUCCCCGAAUCAUCCUGAUUUCCAGCCACGUCGGAGCCCAGCAGCGCGAACCUGACUCCGUUGCAUUCACACGGAGCUUCCCCUCCCCCCUCCGUUGGGGGAGGGGGGAGAAUUGGGGACGCUUUGCAGCCCGAUUUCCCUGUUGCCUUGCACACGCAUUUACACUAGUGCAGAAGAAGCGUGAAACCGGAUCCGUCCACACCUGUUCCGCACUAGUGGGUGCAAGACAGUGGAGAACCAGCUCUUUCUGUUCUAAUCAGACCACUUCGAUUGCUCCCCUUCUCCAAAACUGGCUGCAUAGAAACUCCCCCAAAGAUGUAGCGGAUUUGGGUUCAGAUCCGUCUCUGCCUGAGGCAGACCCACUGAGAUCCGGCUGGGCCGGCUCCUGGAGAUGUGAACUGGGGCGGCCGUUUGCUCUGGGGACGGUUCUAACAUCAGAAGCCACCUCGCCACGCACGUCUCCUUGCCAGCCACCAUACAGCUCAUUGUGGGGCCCGAACGUCUCCUGUGGCUUCGUGCAAUCACAUCCACCCGUGCAAAACUCUCCGGCUCUGGUAGCACUUUGCAGCGGGGAAUCUGACGAGACAAGAUCUGGGGCGCUGUGGAAUUGACCGGCCGCAUUUAGAAUUGUUGCGUGUAAAUAAAACCCCGACACGUUGUGAGGUUCGUUUAGGGCGAUUCUGUAGUUCUUUGUCCCGUUUCCACCUUCACAGACAAAGGCCGUUUUGAUUUAUUUCUCGGCUGGAUACCUCAGUGGGUUUCAGUUCUGCCGCUCUUCCCUUUGCAAAGAAGCCCCCAACUACGUAGCUGCUAACGUGGCCACAUCCCUCGGCAUUAGGAGGUCACGUCUCCACAGCCUACGACGAGCUGGUUUUAUUUUCACGCCUCUAUCUGUGGAAAUGUUUUAUUUUUUGCUUUUUCCUAGCCAUAGGUUUGCUCCAGUCGUUUUUUUUUUAAAGAAACGGGGGCAAAAAAAAAUAAAUAAAAAAACCGACAAUCAGAGACAAUAAAUAUCUGUAAAGAAUUUGAUUGUUUUUUGUGUGCACUAAAGUCCUGGCUUAAAAACAAAAAGUCUAUUUUGUAAGUUGAUGUAGAGGGGGGUUUUAGACUAGUUUUGUUAGGUGUCAAACUCCAGUGUCUGUAGGAGAAACAGAAUUUCAAUGCAAACUAUUUUUGAUGACUUGAUAUUUAUUCUUGUUUUAGCGAGAGGCAGUUUCCUGUACCAGCCCCCAAUUUUUGGUGGUUUAAAAAGAUUUGAAAAAAAUAAAAAAAAUAAAUAAUAAAUGUGG